Molecule: messenger RNA, 3612 nt
Organism: Closterium sp. NIES-67
Lineage: Eukaryota; Viridiplantae; Streptophyta; Zygnematophyceae; Desmidiales; Closteriaceae
Source: the annotation of a GenBank genome assembly
UUAGGGCAUGUGGCUUGUGGUUGCAACUGACGAGCUAGAUGGGGAGAGCUUAUUCCGCAAGCGAAGCCGCCUGAUUCGGCGGGACACAGAGAUAACACUCCACAAAUUCUCAACGCGCCCGUCCUUUGUGCCUGAUCUACAGCCGCCCACUUUAUCCUGGCGGGAACAUGAAUUGAGAGUCGCUCUAGUACUCAUACACCCUUUGUUUUUUAGGCUAGAACUAGUACAUCUAGCAUUUGGUAAGCAGCGCGUCGCUCUUCGUUUCCUUUGAUCGCCUACCUCUUAGCUUUGUCUCGGAUUAGUCUCAUCCACGACUCGCCUAUUCGUGACCUUCUUCUUAAGCCUUGAUCUAACUGACAGAUUCCGAAAUGUGACGCGACAACUGUCACCUAGAGCUCUGCCGCUAUUGGCAGCCGAAAUGGAGCUCGCGAAUAAAAGUUUCGCCGACCAAUCCAGCCGGAAUCGCUCGGAUAUGGCGAACAUGCCUGGUAACUCCUUAGCAGACGAAAUGGAGGCCAUCCGAUUGCUAGGCGAUCAUCAGGCGUACAGAAGCUUUGAGGACGAUCUAGCCGUUGAUUCCAGGGAUUACUACGCCGGGGACGCCGGGUACGCAGCUAUGGACGACCCGUUACUAGCUACAGAUAGGCACGCAUCGAUGCAAGGAGACUUAGAUGUUACGAUGCAGCGAGACAUUCACAUGCGAGCAGCGCAGAACAUGCAGCUCCAGCUACAGCAGCAGCAGCAACUUCAGCAGCAGCAGCAUCUACAGCAGCAGCACCAGCAGCAGCAACAGCAGCUACUGCAGCAGCAUCAACAUCAGCAGCAGCAGCAGCAUCUUUCUUCCCUCGCCUCCCAACCCCCCGUCCCCUCCGUUACCGCGUCCGAGCCUCCCUCCUCCGCCGCAUCCUCGUUUUUAACCGACGCGAAACUGCCUAGCGACAUCAACUUCGAGCGCGCCGGCGAAGACUACCGACUCCAGCUCGCGCUCGCGCUACGCCUAGCCGCCGAAGCUUCCUUUCUAGACGAAGCGAGCGAGAGGCGGCGCGGGUCCGGGCGGGCGGGUUUAGACUUCGUGGAGUUCGACGCGCGGGGGAAGGGCGGGACCGUCGCGGGGGAUAGGCGCAGAGGCGGCGCGCGCAAAGGGGGGCGGGAUGACGGGAGCGGCGGGAGGGGGAGGGAGGAGGACGAGCGUCGACCGGGGCACAAGCUGCACCCGUGGGAGCUGGAGCGAUGCAUUUUCCGGUUCUGGACGACCCAGGUUCUGGAGUAUAGUGACGCGGCGGAUUCGCGGUUCUAUGGCAUAUUCGGGGCCACGCUGAGCGCCAAGGUGUGGGGGGUGUGCGCGGAGGCGCGGGGGCAGGGCCACAUGCCGUCGCUGGACAUGCUGCUGCAGCUGCACCCGCGGGACACGUCCGUGGACGUCGUUCUCAUCGACUUCGAGGACGACCCGGGGCUCAGACGCCUCGUCGCGAAGCUCGUCUCGGCGUGUGGCAAGGGGCAGGGGCAGGGGCAGCAGGGGCAGGAGCAGCGGUUGGGGGAUGGGGAGGGGAAAGGCGCGGCGGGAGGGGGGCAGAGGAGGGGGGCAGGGGCAGGGGAGCCGACGGCAGGCGACGUUGCAAGGGUGGUAGCAGAGGCGAUGGGCGGGCCCGUGCCUAACGACGAAGAGAUCUAUGAGGUGUGGGAGGAGCUGGCCCGGGAAAGCAGGGUGCGGGCAGGAUCGCCCAUCAUGCUCAUCGGCAGCAUCAAGCUGGGUCUUAGCCGCCACCGCGCGCUGCUAUUCAAGGCGCUAGCUGAUUACUUUGGCAUCCCGUGUCGCAUGAUUCGCGGAACCAACGGGGAGGCGCUCAUUGCAACGCGGUGCCACCACAACAGGGAGUGGCUGGUGGACAUAAUGCGCACCCCUGGUCAGAUGGCCUCUAGGUCCCAUGAUGGCACCGUGGCAGGUCCAGCCUUCCUCAGAUCCCCCCUGCAGUUCGACCUCCCCUCCCCCUGGUCCGCCUCCCCCGCCCAAUCCGCGCGCCUGCAACUGCACUCGCGCCACCCCCGCCCUUCCCCCCAGCAGCCAGGCGCAGGGGCAGGGGGGGAGGGUGCAGGGGCAGGGGGAGCGCAGGGGGAGGCGGGGAGGGGGCCUGGGGAAGGGGGGGGAGCGCAGGGGGCGGGUGGGGAAGCAGGAGCAGACUCAGGGGGAGGGGGGGCAGGGAUUGAAUCUGAGCCGUCCGUUUAUGCCCUGGCGACUCAGCAGCGGUUUGCUGGCAGGAGCAGCUGCGGGUGCGGGAUCAGAAGGGGGAUGGAAGACGAGGGGGCGAUGGUGCUGCGAUGGGCGAUGAAGGAACUGGAGAUAGACUGGGCUGACAUGCACCUGCGGGAGAGGAUAGGGCAAGGCUCAUACGGCACGGUUUAUCGGGCAGAGUGGCAGGGAUCGGACGUGGCGGUGAAGGUGUUUCUGGACCAGGACCUGGGCUCGCAUGCUCUAGAGGACUUCAGAACAGAGGUGGCCAUCAUGUUCAAAGCGCGCCACCCCAACGUGCUCUACCUCAUGGGCGCCGUCACCCGGCCUCCUCACCUCUCUAUAGUCACGGAGUUCUGCCCGCGCGGGAGUAUCUUCAGGCUGCUGCAGCAGCCCAAUCGCGAGCUGACACCUCAGCGGAGACUCAGCUUUGCUCUUGAUGUGGCCAAGGGCAUGAACUACCUGCACAAGCGCAGGCCGCCCAUCGUGCAUCGAGAUCUCAAGACGCCUAACCUUCUCGUCGAUAAAGACUGGGCCGUCAAGGUGUGCGACUUCGGCCUCUCCAGACUAAAGCACCGCACGUUCCUCUCCACCCGCUCUGGUGCCGGCACGCCUGAGUGGAUGGCUCCAGAGGUGUUGCGCAACGAACCCUCAAAUGAAAAGGCCGAUGUGUACAGCUUUGGGGUGAUCCUAUGGGAGCUGGCAACCAUGCAGCAGCCGUGGACUGGUCUCAACGCCCUUCAGGUGGUGGGAGCAGUGGGGUAUCAGAACAGGCGCCUGGAGGUGCCUGAUACCAUCGACAGCAGAGUCGCAGCAGUCAUCAAGUCCUGCUGGAGCGAUGAGCCCUCGCUGCGGCCGAGCUUUGAGGAGAUAAUUGGGUUUCUGCGGCAGCAGCAGCAGCUCCGAUGACCCCCUGUUGACCCCCUGGCAUCAGCAAAGCCUGUGCUGAUAAUUACUAGCAGCAGCUACAUUACUAGCAUCAGCAACAGCCGUGAAUGUUACGGUACGAGUAACGGCUGUGUAAGGAUCAACUUUUGCAACAAUCCAACAGUGGGCGACAACGAUGCAGCCCCACGCAGUGCGGAUUUUACGAUUUUUGUUAUGUCAGUUCCGGAAUGCGUGGCUGGCUGGUGGUUCUCAACUCAAGCCUUGUAGGCUUCAUACAACUUGAAAAAAAUCUUCAGUGUUUAUUGGUACUGUAGUAACUAUGUUAGCUUGCGCUGGCAUGUACCUAGCUGCAUUCCAGGUUCACAUGGUCCAACCCCCAUGGUCAAGGUAUGAGUGCCCAUGGUCAAGGCAUGACAGAUUGGCAUGUGCUUCAGCCCUGGGUCCGGAGUUCAGGCAGGGAAUCAUGCAUGUGAAACAGAUACCUGAUUAAUGUCUAU